CGUCUCCGCCGUCUUCUUCUAGCGUGGGAACUUCGUACUCCGUCAUUCGUCUCCUCCGUCUCCUCCUCGGUGGUUUGUCUUUUCGUCUCCUCCGACUCCGUUCAGCGUGUCUUCGUCUCGUUCUUAUAUGGCUCGCGUGAAAGGUAGAGAUAACAGGGUAUAUGAAUCAACAGAAGGGUCUCCAGAAGGGGCUGCAAAUCCGGAUCCAACAAAAGCUUCGACGGACGCUUCAGUUCCAACAGAAGCUUCGACGGACGCCGCAGUUCCAAAAGAUGCUCCGACGGAUGCCGCUUCUCCAACAGAAGCUCCAAUGGAUGCCGCUGUUCUUCCAACAGAAGAACCGACGGAUGCCGCUGUAAUUGUUCCAACAGUGGAAUCCGCAGAAGUAACCACCGAAGAAUUAGAAGUUUCUUCGGUUCCGGAAUUGUCUGAUAAAGAAGAGAAAGAAGAAGCCAGUGAGUCAAAGGAAGAAGAAGUCGGUGAGCAUGAUAAAGAAGUCUGUGAGUUGUCAAUUGAUGGUCAGGGUUGUGAUAACGAGGAAGAAGAGAGAGUUAGUGAUGCUGAGGGUGAAGAUGUUGCUGGUGAUAAUGAGGAGGAAGAUGUUGCUGGUGUUGUUAAGAAUAUAGUUGAUGAUAUUGCUGCUGAGGAAGAGGAAGAGGAGAGGGUUAAUGAUGUUGCAGCUGAUACAGAUGAGGAUGAUGAUGAUGAGGAAUCCCAACCACUGCCGCCAGAGAGCAUGUACUUUAGUCCAACUGAGUACAACAAGGUAUUGCCUAUAAGGUACUCCUUGAAAGAGCAUGCUUUGUUGACCGGGUUGGACUGCCAUGAGUACCCAAAGAAUCAUGAGAAGAAGGGUAGUUUGAGGUUUGUCAGGAGGAUGUUUGGGAGGACAGACCUAAUCAAAAUCAAAGAUGUAGAAAAGAAGUUGGCAGCUAUUAAGAGUGAGAAGUGUUUGGAUAGGAAGAAGUUGAUUAUUUUGUUGUUUUUAUGUGCGGUUGUGAAGGCUGAUUCUAAGGGUGAUGGGAACAUAGAGAAAUUCCUGUUAAGGAUUGUUGAUGACGUUCAUGCUUGUGAGACAUUCCCGUGGGGAAGGUAUUCUUUUGAGCAAUGUAUGACAGGGAUCCGGAGAAUGAUGAAAAACAUGAAAGGUUCGGUGAAACCAAAAGCACAGAGCAGCUUUUUUGGUUUCAUCACUCCUCUUGAGAUUUUUGCAUUUGAGUGCAUACCACAGCUUGGAAGGCGAUUCAGAGAAGCUGUUCCCGCAGCUAAUGACUGUCCAAGAAUGUGCAAAUCUAAAUUCACUGACAGUUGCAUGAAGGGCUUUACCUUGGAUGAAAUAAACCAAGCCCUUGGUGAAAUUAAGGAUAUCUCAAGCAUCUUGGAACCUGAUAUGGAUGAGAAAGAGAUGUUGUCUGGCCUUGUUGAGAAAGAUGUUGAUGAAGGGAUGGGAUUUAUUGAUCCAGUUGUUGAAGGUUGGAGAGAGCAGCUGAUCAGAAAGAAGAAGAAAAUCUGGUGGAAAAGUCUAUACCAGAUGGACUUGCAGGCUCGGGGUUUUGGUGAUGUUGUCCCUGAAGUGGCUGAGAGGCUUGGUGAUGUUAAAGAAAGUGAUGGUGAAGUCCCUGAGAGGCUUGGUGAUAUCCUCUCAUUACAGUCAGCUGUGGACAAAGGAUUUGCGAAGAUCAUGGAGAAGUUGUCUGAGAUGGAUAGCAAAGUGAGUAUGCUGGAUGGGAGAGUGAAAGACUUAGAGGGUUAUGUGUCAGUCCAGCGAGGGAAAGAGCGGUACAAUGAGUAUCAUCCAGGGACUUCAAGUGAUUUUGUGCCAACCUAUUGUACACCAACUGCUAAUCAACCAAUAGCGAGUCCGACAAAGGCUUUGGUCCUUCACAGUGGUUUCACAGACCCUAAGCCAAUCCAAAUUCAAGAAUUGAGUGAUGAAGGUGAUCAGGAGCAGCUGGCUAGGAAAGAGAAGGAGAACAAGAAGAAGAAAGCAGUGAGGCCGAAGCAUAGUGGCCCUACAAUCCAGACCGGGAAAAAGAGACAAAGGAAGGCUUCCAGGUUUCAGGCUGAAGAGUUUACAGCAGAGGGGAAGGGGAAGGGGAAGAAGCGGCAGAAGAAAUAGGUGAUCUUUAUGAGAGAUCACUCUUUAUGAUGGGUUGCUUUUGUGUAGGACAAAACUUAUAUUUUCUGAGUAUUUUGCAGUUAUCUUCUAUUAGGAUUCAAAACAUUGUACUAUCUUUUGGUUGUGUUGUGGUUUAGGUGCAUUUUAUGUAUUUGGGGUUUAUGAUGAAUCAGACAUUAUAUUUUAAAAAAUUAUGCAUCUGGUC
Molecule: messenger RNA, 2324 nt
Organism: Arabidopsis arenosa
Lineage: Eukaryota; Viridiplantae; Streptophyta; Magnoliopsida; Brassicales; Brassicaceae
Source: the annotation of a GenBank genome assembly